AUGGCCUCGCUGGUGUCCAUGAGAAGCCUGACGGCAGCUCACCGACUAGCUCACAUGGUAGCACUGCCCUCGCUCAUGCUACAGAGCUUGCAGCGAGAUCUGUCGGGCAUCUGGGCGCGGAUGGAGGAGCUCUUUCCCUCGCUAGUCUGGGCAGUACCCAAGAGCAGGGUCUCCCACUCUCGCAAGAGUAUGCGAUCGGCCAACAAGGGCUUGAAAGCCAGAAGCAACAUUGUCCAUUGUCCCUCUUGUUCGCAGCCUAAGCUGGCCCAUCACUUUUGUCCCCAUUGCUACAGCCAAUUGAGCAGAGCGUUCAAGGCCCGCAACCAUCAACAGACUGCACUGGCAUGA
Molecule: messenger RNA, 348 nt
Organism: Mixia osmundae IAM 14324
Lineage: Eukaryota; Fungi; Basidiomycota; Mixiomycetes; Mixiales; Mixiaceae
Exons: 2
Coding region: 1-348 (115 amino acids)
Biological process (GO): translation
Cellular component (GO): mitochondrial large ribosomal subunit
Molecular function (GO): structural constituent of ribosome
Source: RefSeq, a predicted model, not a curated record